Pocillopora damicornis (cauliflower coral) is the source of this 1774-nucleotide messenger RNA. RefSeq lists its product as uncharacterized. Lineage: Eukaryota; Metazoa; Cnidaria; Anthozoa; Scleractinia; Pocilloporidae. Gene Ontology annotation, cellular component: nucleus. Gene Ontology annotation, molecular function: RNA polymerase II cis-regulatory region sequence-specific DNA binding; DNA-binding transcription factor activity, RNA polymerase II-specific. Gene Ontology annotation, biological process: regulation of transcription by RNA polymerase II; sex differentiation. The record is from RefSeq and is a predicted model, not a curated record.
UCGUAACAAUUUUGACAAGUUUAUUCGCCAUCGUGGCGACGGUUUAACUCUUCAAAGGCCUCAAUCUAAGUCCUGACCCAAUUUCAAGCUAGACUAUUGAGGAUUUUUAUCAAAAAAAUGUCUAUAGAACAGGGAUCAAUGCUUCUUUCGCAGAAAAAGACACCACUAUGUGCGCGAUGCAAGCACCAUGGUGUUCGGACCACACUGAAAGGGCAUAAAAGAUUUUGUAAGUGGAAGGAUUGUGAGUGUCAAAACUGUAUUUUGAUAACUAAGAGAAGACGGAUAAUGGCUGCCCAAGUAGCUAUAAGACGGCGAACAAAUGAUCGGCUGCUUGUGGAGGAUUCGCAGCAGACAGCGUGUAAACAAGAUUUUCGGUCUUCACGUGCCCUACCCAAAAACUCCUCAGACCACCCAGAACCGUCGGGCUUUAAGGCAGCUCCACGACUUGCCGACUGCAACAGGGUAACGAGAAGUUUGGGGAUUCUUGCAAGCCUAUUCCCAGAUGUCUCUGAGAUAUUCCUAUCGACUCUGUUAGAAGCACGUGACUUUGAUCUGUUGUCAACCCUUGAGACAUUGAUUGGCAUGGCCAGACAAGGAAACAUUGUUCUCGGUUCAUUUCCCUCUGUCAUAAUACAUCCAGUCAUCACACUGGCAGGCAACACACAACCGUGGAAUGACUAUGCUGCAGCUCAGGCUUUGAUGUCUCUUUCCAGUUAAUGGAGAAGUUUCCAUGGACACCAGAAAAGGGUUUUUUUGUGUAUUGUCACUCUUAAGCACUAUUUGGAGUGUAACAGGUUUAGUUUUCAAAAUAGUUGUGUUCAAUGAUCUUGAAAAACAGACAUUAUUUUGUAUAGUUUUCAUAAACAUUGUGUUGAUGGCUGGCCAUUUAUAAAAAAAAAAUGCCUGUUUUCCACGCAUGGUUGCAUUGAACUGUUGUUUUCUGGGUACCAAGCAGAUUGCACAACUGAAAAAAAUGUUAGACACAAAUGGUAAUAAUUAAAUUGUUUAAUGUCUUGGCUUGCUGGCAAGUUUGUAUUAAGGUUGAUUUAAUUAGAGCUUCAUGAAACAGAGUACAUAUUACCCUUUCAACCAAUUUUGAAUAAAUUGACACUGAAAUGUUUUUGUCCAUCUUUGUGAUGUUUUAUCUUUGUAACAAAAUUUGUUCUUUAUUUGCAUUUAUGACUUCUGUACAGGUAAUGUAUGAAUCUAAGAUUGUUUAAUACCUUUAAUUAUUUACACAAAUCCAUUCUAUAUCAAGGGAGACAGUCUUUUAAAUUCAUAAAUUAAAAAAGAAAAACCAUCUGUGAUUCAAAUCCCUAAAGGAAAUCUUCAUUAUUUCAAAAUUUUUACAUGUUUCUUGCAACAAUACUCUGCAAUAAAACAUACACUAAUUCAUUCCAAGUGGUCUACAUGUAAUUGGCUGGAGAUCAACUAGUUCACAUACUUGCAUCUAAGAAAUUUGCCAAUUAUUUCAUUGAGAAAUCUUACUAAAGCAUACACAGUCUAUGUCUGAGGCACAUGAUUCUAACAGAAUACAUUUCCAAACCAAAGAAUUUGGGUAUUAUGCAACAUUUACAGACUGAGAGAGGAGAAUAAAACUUAGAAUGAAACAAUGGACUAGAAAUCUUAAUGAAUUUUUCUAGAUUUACAGUAAUAUUAAUCUAAUGCAGCUGUAAGUUCUAACAUUUGUGUUAAAAUUCCAUCAACACCCUAGCUGAUUCCUCUGCUUUUGUUGCCAUUCAACCCAUAACAAAAUAAAAUGCAAUAAUCUAAA